Messenger RNA from Racocetra fulgida, 555 nucleotides. NCBI's taxonomy places the organism in Eukaryota, Fungi, Glomeromycota, Glomeromycetes, Diversisporales, Gigasporaceae. The record is from the annotation of a GenBank genome assembly.
AUGUUAGGUCUUAAACCGCAACACUUAUCUGGCCUUCAGCUUAUACGUGACAUUUUCAAAGCAGAUUUACAAGGCGACAAAUUGUCUUUACCACCUAGAGCACAGAAGGCCAUUCUUAAAGGUGGUACCAAUGUUGGUUUGGCACCACCAAUUGAUUUCUUAAUUGAGCUUGAUGUGAUAUCUGAUUGUUCCGUUUGUAAUCUUAGAUAUUAUCCUCAAGGCGGUGGUGAAGUCAUUUUAAGUGUGGACCCUUUAGUUGAACAAGCCUUAAAGCCAUUAAGCAUGAUCAACCGCGCUCAAGUAUUCUCUAAUGAAACGUUACCGGAGCUUAAAAAUAUUAAGCCAGACAUAAAAAUUAAUAUUGAAAAGAUCGCUUCUGGCAAAGGUCCAGUUACUCAACAUACUCGUACAGCUAUACAUUUUGCUGAAAUAAUGUCUGGUGCUAAGUUUAAAAUAGAUGGCAAUCGUCUAGAUGACAAAUGUCCAGAUGAUGAAUAUACUGUUGGUUUGCAUACGAUUGAAUGUGAAGGCAUUGGGAAAAAAAUUGCUAGGUGA